Molecule: messenger RNA, 1119 nt
Organism: Rhinolophus ferrumequinum (greater horseshoe bat)
Lineage: Eukaryota; Metazoa; Chordata; Mammalia; Chiroptera; Rhinolophidae
Gene: FCAR
Product: Fc alpha receptor
Exons: 5
Coding region: 32-856 (274 amino acids)
Source: RefSeq, a predicted model, not a curated record
AGAGGCACACUGGACUGAGGCUGUCAGAAUUAUGGCCCCCAGAGAUACCACCCUCCUCUGUCUCUUGCUCUGUCUCAUCCAGAAGAUUCAGGCACAGGAAGGGGAACUUCCCGUUCCUAAAAUAUCUGCUGUGCCCAGUUCUGUGAUUCCCUGGAAUGAGUCUGUGAAGAUUCAGUGCUGUGGAAUACCUGAGUCUUACUUGUAUCAACUGGAGAUCCUGAAAAACUCCACAUCCACAGUGGUGGCGGAGAGAUGGGGAUUUCAGAAGGUGGCUGAAUUCAUCAUUAAGCACAUAGAUACAAACACUGCAGGGCGUUAUCAAUGCCAAUAUAGGAAAACACUCAGCUGGUCAAAUCAUAGUGAAGCCCUGGAGCUGGUGGUGACAGGCUUGUAUGAGAAACCCUUUCUCUCCACUGAUCAGGGCCGUGUGAUGAUGCCAGGACAGAAUAUUUCCCUCCAGUGUGGUUCAGCACACGUCCCAUUUGAUAGAUUUUUACUGACGAAGGAAGGAGAAGCUUCCUUGCCACAGCACCAAAAUGGAGAACACCAAGGCAAUUUCACCGUGGGUCCUGUGAACCUCAGCUUCUCAGGGAACUACAGGUGCUAUGGUUGGCACAGUGGCAGCCCUUACGUGUGGUCAGCCCCCAGUGAUGCCCUGGAGCUUGUGGUCAUAGAUACCAUGAACCAAGAUUACACAUUGGAGAAUUUGAUCCGAAUGGGAGUGGCAGGGCUGAUCCUUGUGGCUCUCUUGGCCAUACUGGCUGAAAAUUGGCACAGCCAUAAGUUUCCACACAAAGCACACUUAGAAGACUUACCUGAACUGACCUCAAGUACACAGAAACGUCAGACAGAAUAGACCUUGGGACUACCCCCUAAUGACCACCAGGUAGACACUUGGUGCUGCAAGUGGAAAUGAAUCAGCACUUGUGAGGUCCUGCAAAGCUGCUUGGAGAACACAAGGGAGAAAGAGGCACUAAGAAGCUUGGGUCCAUUUCCAGGCCAAUCAAAUGGUAUUUUCUUAUAUGGAUCUGAUAUAUGUGUACCCCAACUUCCUGGAUGUUGGUGAUAAAAUGCUCACUAUAGUCUUGGUUUAACUCACUUACUGUGAUAAAAAAUAAA